This is a messenger RNA of Arachis stenosperma, 2721 nucleotides long. Its product is annotated as pyrophosphate-energized vacuolar membrane proton pump. Bases 134 to 2431 code for a protein of 765 amino acids. Gene Ontology annotation, molecular function: diphosphate hydrolysis-driven proton transmembrane transporter activity; inorganic diphosphate phosphatase activity. Lineage: Eukaryota; Viridiplantae; Streptophyta; Magnoliopsida; Fabales; Fabaceae. The record is from RefSeq and is a predicted model, not a curated record. Gene Ontology annotation, biological process: proton transmembrane transport. Gene Ontology annotation, cellular component: membrane. The transcript is spliced from 8 exons.
CCAACCGCAUCAGAUAUAAAUCCCUCUCAGUCUCAGUCUCAACCCCAAUACCCAUUCCUUCAUUCCAUUUCUCUCUUGAUUUCGUCUCUUAACACUCACGACACACUCUUUAUCUUCUUGUGCACUCGCAGCUAUGGGUGCAGCGGUACUCCCAGAUCUCGGGACUGAGAUUCUCAUCCCUGUGUGUGCCGUCAUAGGGAUAGGGUUUGCCCUCUUCCAGUGGCUUCUUGUCUCCAAGGUCAAGCUCUCCGCCGCCAGAGACGCUUCUCCCAACGCCGCCGCCAAGAAUGGCUACAACGAUUAUCUCAUCGAAGAGGAGGAAGGCAUCAACGACCACAACGUCGUUAUCAAAUGCGCUGAAAUCCAGAGCGCCAUUUCCGAAGGAGCAACCUCUUUCCUUUUCACUGAGUACAAGUAUGUGGGAAUCUUCAUGGUGGCUUUUGCCAUCUUGAUAUUCCUCUUCCUUGGCUCUGUGCAAGGAUUCAGCACAAGCCACCAGCCUUGCACCUAUGAUGAAUCCAAGAUGUGUAAACCAGCUCUAGCUACUGCCCUCUUUAGCACCAUUUCAUUCUUGCUCGGUGGCGUCACGUCGCUAGUCUCCGGUUUCCUUGGAAUGAAAAUUGCUACUUAUGCAAAUGCGAGAACCACUCUGGAGGCGAGGAAGGGUGUUGGAAAGGCUUUCAUCACUGCAUUUAGAUCUGGUGCAGUUAUGGGAUUUCUCCUUGCUGCAAAUGGUCUAUUGGUUCUUUACAUUGCCAUCAACGUUUUCAAGUUCUACUAUGGCGAUGACUGGGAAGGUCUUUUUGAGGCCAUAACUGGUUAUGGUCUUGGUGGGUCUUCUAUGGCUCUCUUUGGCAGAGUUGGUGGAGGUAUCUACACUAAGGCUGCUGAUGUUGGUGCUGAUCUUGUUGGCAAGGUCGAAAGGAACAUUCCCGAGGAUGACCCAAGAAAUCCUGCUGUGAUUGCCGAUAAUGUGGGUGAUAAUGUUGGGGAUAUUGCUGGUAUGGGAUCUGAUCUCUUCGGUUCAUAUGCCGAGUCAUCCUGUGCUGCCCUUGUUGUUGCUUCCAUCUCCUCUUUUGGGGUGAACCAUGAGUUGACUGCUAUGUUGUACCCUCUCAUUGUCAGCUCCGUGGGUAUCAUAGUUUGUUUACUUACCACCUUAUUUGCAACUGACUUUUUUGAGAUAAAGGCUGUGAAGGAAAUUGAGCCGGCAUUGAAAAAACAACUCAUUAUUUCCACUGCUUUAAUGACUGUUGGGAUUGCAAUUGUUAGUUGGAUUGCACUACCAUCUUCCUUCACUAUCUUCAAUUUUGGAGUCCAGAAAGAUGUCAAGAACUGGCAACUAUUUUUGUGUGUUGCUGUUGGUCUUUGGGCAGGUCUUAUUAUUGGAUUUGUAACCGAGUACUUUACCAGCAAUGCAUAUAGCCCUGUGCAAGAUGUUGCAGAUUCCUGCAGGACUGGUGCUGCCACGAAUGUUAUCUUUGGGCUUGCCUUGGGAUACAAGUCUGUCAUUAUCCCAAUUUUUGCUAUUGCUGUUAGUAUUUUUGUUAGCUUCAGCUUUGCUGCCAUGUACGGUAUUGCUGUUGCAGCACUUGGGAUGCUGAGUACCAUAGCCACUGGAUUGGCCAUUGAUGCUUAUGGUCCAAUUAGUGACAAUGCUGGAGGUAUUGCUGAGAUGGCUGGUAUGAGCCACAGAAUUAGAGAGAGAACAGAUGCCCUUGAUGCCGCCGGAAACACAACUGCUGCUAUUGGAAAGGGAUUUGCAAUUGGUUCUGCCGCGCUUGUGUCUCUGGCUCUCUUUGGUGCCUUUGUGAGCCGUGCUGCUAUCACAACUGUUGAUGUGUUGACUCCAAAGGUUUUCAUUGGUUUGCUUGUUGGUGCAAUGCUUCCAUACUGGUUUUCUGCCAUGACCAUGAAGAGUGUAGGAAGUGCUGCACUAAAGAUGGUUGAGGAAGUGCGCAGACAAUUCAAUACCAUUCCUGGCCUGAUGGAGGGAACUGCAAAGCCUGACUAUGCUACAUGUGUUAAGAUCUCCACUGAUGCUUCCAUUAAAGAAAUGAUCCCGCCCGGUGCCCUUGUCAUGCUUACACCCCUCAUUGUCGGUAUCUUCUUUGGAGUAGAAACACUUUCUGGUGUCCUUGCUGGAUCUCUGGUGUCUGGUGUACAGAUUGCCAUCUCUGCAUCCAACACCGGUGGUGCUUGGGACAAUGCCAAGAAGUACAUUGAGGCUGGUGCAUCUGAGCAUGCGAGAAGCCUUGGGCCAAAGGGGUCAGAUUGUCACAAGGCAGCUGUGAUUGGAGACACUAUUGGGGACCCACUGAAGGACACAUCUGGACCCUCACUCAACAUCCUCAUCAAACUUAUGGCCGUUGAGUCCCUUGUCUUUGCUCCCUUCUUUGCCACCCAUGGUGGCCUCCUCUUCAAGAUCUAAACUUUGUUUUCAUACACACACAAGACAAUGACAAGACAAGUGCAGAGAGCAUCGUCCAUCAAUUCCCCCCAUAACAAGGAAGAAAACCCGUCCUCAUUCUGCUAUUUUUUCUUCUCCCCCUACCCCUCCCUCCCCAAUCAAAAACAAUAUAAUUUUAGUUUUGUCGGUAGUUUUGAGAUACUUAAUUAGGUUGAAUCUGCAGAGAAAAAUUUUCCUUGUAAAGAGGAGGUUGAUGAUGAUGCCUGUGAUGGUGUUGAUGAUGAUGAUAUUUUACAACAGUCUCUUCUUGA